AUGAUCAGAUCGAUCGUUCUUGUUCUGUUUCUACUGCCUCUGUCGAUCAGCAGCGAGGAAUGCCUGAACAACACCCGCGCGAACUCGCGCGUGGCCUCGCGGCACAAGCUGAAAAGAAGCCUCACUUUCCCCGAUACGUCGAUGCUUCUGCUGAUUUUCGGUCUGGGCACUCCGCUGCAGCUGGACCGCGAGAGCGUGAUCGUGGGUGUGUUUGCAAAAAUGCAGUACACCUUGCCGAGCAACGCCACGGAUUUCACGGAGCCGGGGGUGUAUUACACGCGGGCGAGCGGCAGCAGGUGGAGCUUCUACAAAAUGUUCGAGAAAGUAAUGGCCAUGUACGGCUUUGGUGGCAAAGAGUGUUUACUGAGGGCCAUCUGCGAGGUCGCCUACGUGCCAUUCGACGUUCAGCACGGUUUGCUGGGACAGUUGGUGCAGACUUUUCUCAGGUAA
Molecule: messenger RNA, 450 nt
Organism: Dinoponera quadriceps
Lineage: Eukaryota; Metazoa; Arthropoda; Insecta; Hymenoptera; Formicidae
Exons: 2
Coding region: 1-450 (149 amino acids)
Source: RefSeq, a predicted model, not a curated record